This is a messenger RNA of Cloeon dipterum, 1605 nucleotides long. RefSeq names its product cysteine sulfinic acid decarboxylase-like. The record is from RefSeq and is a predicted model, not a curated record. Gene Ontology annotation, cellular component: cytoplasm. The transcript is spliced from 9 exons. Bases 60 to 1508 code for a protein of 482 amino acids. Gene Ontology annotation, biological process: carboxylic acid metabolic process. Gene Ontology annotation, molecular function: pyridoxal phosphate binding; carboxy-lyase activity. NCBI's taxonomy places the organism in Eukaryota, Metazoa, Arthropoda, Insecta, Ephemeroptera, Baetidae.
CGCUUCCCUCACUUGGCAGCUCGAAGCCGCAGUGCGACUUGGACCAUCGGCCUAGCAACAUGGACGCAGCCACCUUUCCCGAAGACGUCGUGCAGGUGCUCAGGGAGGAGGGGCUGCUCAACCCCCGCGACCCUGAGACCCCGGUCGUCCGAUUCGCUUACCCUGCCCAGCUGCAGGAGGAAAUCGACUUCUCGCUGGGCCAAAAUGGCUGCACGGACGAGGAGCUGUUGUCCUUGGUGCGGCACACGAUCCGGCGCAGCGUGGACACCGGCCAUCCGCACUUCUACAACCAACUCUACGGCGGAACCGAUCCCUACGGCCUGGCGGGCGCCUGGGUGAGCGAGGCGUGCAACACCAACCAGUACACGUUCGAGGUGGCUCCGACCUUUUCCCUGGCCGAGCAUGCUGUUUUGCAGAGAGCCCUCGAGCUGUUCGGCUUCCCCAACGGAGACGGGAUUUUCGCUCCUGGCGGGAGCAUGUCCAACAUGUACGGUCUUGUGCUGGCUCGCUACAGGAUGUUCCCUGACGUCAAAUUGGACGGUCUGGCCGGACUGCCUCCUUUGGUCGUUUUCACCUCGGAAGACGCGCAUUACUCGACCCUGAAGGGCGCGCACUGGCUGGGCAUCGGCACGCGCAACGUGGUGAAGGUGAAGACUGACGCGGCCGGCUGCAUGGACCCCAAGCACCUGGAGCAGUGCAUCAUCAAAGCGACCCGCGAGAAGAAGAAGCCAUUCGCCGUGGUGGCGACCGCAGGCACCACCGUGCUCGGAUCCUUUGACCCGCUCAACCCGCUCGCUGACAUCUGCCAGAAACACGGACUCUGGCUCCACGUCGACGCUUGCUGGGGCGGCAGUCUCAUUCUGUCCAGGAAGCAUGCGUCUGUCCUUGAGGGAAUUGACCGGGUGGACAGUGUCUCCUGGAAUCCGCACAAAAUGGUCGGCGCGCCGCUGCAGUGCUCCAUGUUCCUCGUCAAACAUGAAGGUCUUCUCCACCGUUCCAACUCGGCGUCAGCGACGUACCUGUUCCAGCAGGACAAGUUCUACGACGUGACCUACGACUCGGGCGACAAAAGCGUGCAGUGCGGUCGCAAGGUGGACGCCUACAAGCUGUGGCUGAUGUGGCGCAAGCGUGGCGACGAGGGUCUUUCGCGUCUCGUGGACAACGCCGUCGACUGCGCGCAGUACUUUGCCAAAAUCAUUUCGGAGCGGCCCGGCUUUGAACUGGUGCUGCCCGAGUUCCAGUGCACCAACAUCUGCUUCUGGUUCAUUCCGUCCAGCAUGCGCGACCAGACCAGAGACGAGGCCUGGUGGGAUAAGUUGGCCAAGGUGGCUCCUUUGAUGAAGGAGAGGAUGGUGCUUCAGGGUGCGGUGAUGUUGGGCUACCAGCCGAUGGCGCACCGGGGCAUGGUCAACUUUUUCCGCAUGGUGACCACCUGCCAGCCGCCGCCGACGCGCGCCCAAAUGGACUUUGUCAUCGAGGAAAUCGAGCGCCUCGGCGACGAUCUUUGAAUUUCGUUAUCCCCAAAUUUUAGAACUUAGAGAGCAUUUAUGUAUUUAAGAGAAACAUAUUAUAUAUAUUACUAAUAAAAUCUAUUUAAAAGUACAA